Messenger RNA from Penicillium chermesinum, 2343 nucleotides. Its product is annotated as E3 ubiquitin-protein ligase. NCBI's taxonomy places the organism in Eukaryota, Fungi, Ascomycota, Eurotiomycetes, Eurotiales, Aspergillaceae. The record is from RefSeq and is a predicted model, not a curated record. The coding region runs from base 1 to 2343 and encodes 780 amino acids. The transcript has a single exon.
AUGGUGCUCUCGCUGUCAGUCCCCGGCUUCUCUAAAUCCUCCACGUCUCCUCCUCGCCCCGCGGACGCCAACACACCAGCAUCUCGUGAUCGCGGCGCAUCCUCCAGCUCCUCAAGCGGCCGAAAUGCCUGGAGACCUACUCUUUGGGCCGGAAACUCAAGCCCGGUCCCCUCGUCCUCUUCAAACACCCAAUCUGCCACGCUGAGUGAAGCCCUCCGCAAUAACCCCUUCGGCAGUAGCUCCUCCCGCACCCGCUCGCAAGUCCCCGAUAAUGAGGCGGAGGAGAGGAGGCAUGAGCAAGAAGAACUGAAUGCUGCACUGGAGACGCUUGUUCGUGUAUUCCCUGACAUUCGUAUUGAAGUGUUCCGCGAGCUCCUGCUCCGUUUCGAUGGCGAGAGUAGGUUACAAGUAUGCGUGGAGCAACUGCUGCGCCAUAAGGAGAAAUGGGUUUCUGGACGCUGGAGCAUCCCACAAGCCGACGAUGAGAAGGAUGAUCAGAAUACUCACAGCUCCAGCACCGAUAAGCACGAUCCUGCCGCUGCAGAUUGUCUGGUGCCUCUCGACGAGCGGUUUCGCUCGGUUGAAUAUAAGGCUGCGGUACGAGCGGCCCUACAGAAAGAAUUCAGUGCCCUGAAUAAAAGCACCCUCGAGGCUGUUCUUGCAGAAGCCAACUUCAGUUACCUUCGAGCCAGGCCGACCCUACGAGACCUUUCGCGUCAAAGCUGGCGUGCUACGUUCAACAGCUAUCUACCUUUCAAGCGAAAGAAGGAUCGAGAAGAACAUCCGCUCCUGGUAUGGCAACGCCGUGCCGAUGGGGAGCUGAUUCCCCGCGUUAAGGGCACUGGGUGCGGUGAACUGGAUGAGGAAUUACAUGCAAUGAUCGUGGCUCCGCUGCUGCAGCGUAGACGCCAGGAGCAGGAAACUGGUGAUUUCCAGGUAGCUUCGGAUCUGAACGAGAAAGAAGCUGAGGCAGUGAACGCUUUGUUCGAGUGCGAGUGCUGCUUUGCCGAUGUUACUUUUGAGCAGAUUGCCACUUGCUCUGCGAAUGUCCACAUCAUUUGCUACAACUGCAUCCAGCGCACGAUUGAGGAAGCAUUGUUCGGCCAGGGCUGGGGGAAAUCGGUUGAUCUGGAGCACUCGACGCUGAAAUGCCUCGCUCCGCUGUCUAUUGGUGCGUGUGAUGGACGCCUUCAUCCCCAGAUCGUGCGCCAAGCCAUUCUUCUUGGAAAGGCUGGGUCGGAGACCUACAGCAAAUUCGAAGACAGGCUAGCCUCUGAGGUGCUGCUGAAGUCACAGUUGAAGCUUGUACGUUGCCCCUUCUGCUCAUACGCCGAAGCGGACCCGGUCUAUCAUCCUUCGGAUCGGGGCAUUGGCUGGCGUAUUCGCACAGAUGCCGGCGUACUCCCGACCCUUACAACGAUCACACUCCUACUCGACCUUGUACCCUUAUUGAUCAUCCCCUUCUUCGUUCUCUUGAUUUUUGACCCUCUGUUCCUCACAUCCCUCUUCCGAAACGCCAUCCAAAACCUGUGUCUCAAGACUCGGCCGAAGCGGUUUACAUGCGCCAACCCGACCUGUAAACGAACCAGCUGUUUAACAUGCCAAAAGGCAUGGCGCGACCCACAUGUCUGCCACGAGCCAUUGCUGCUUGACUUGCGCGCAACAAUCGAAGCUGCUCGUACAGCUGCCGUGAAACGCACCUGUCCACGCUGCAGCCUCUCGUUCGUCAAGUCUUCUGGCUGCAAUAAACUGACCUGCAUUUGCGGUUACUCCAUGUGCUAUCUAUGCCGCAAAGCGCUCGGUCCUCCCAUCGAUCCCAAUAGAGUCCGCCGCGGUAACCGACGGCCUCGACAGCAAGGGCCGGAACUCUUUGACGGGGCAGUCGAUGAGGAGAACAACGAGGACGCGCUAGACGAAGACGAGCCCGAGGAAAUGGAGGGCUACAAGCACUUCUGCGAGCAUUUCCGAAUAAACCCCGGCUCUCGCUGCACGGAAUGUACCAAAUGCGACCUUUACCAAGCCGAAGACGAGGAACUUGUUGCCCGGCGUGCGGGCGAAAAGGCUGAGCGCGAGUGGCUUAUCCGACAGGGCAAUUCGAGCUCUCAAGCGCCUUCGUCUGUACUUGCUCUCCGUAAUGUGAAUCAGGAUCUGUCAAUGGGAAAUGAGGGCCAUAAUAAUUCCACUCGCCGCGCACCUCAGUCCCUAUGGGAUGUCCAACUGGUUCCUGGUAAGCCCUGGGAUUACUGGCUCUAUGAUGUGUGGACAGAAGGACGGUGGAGACUGGAAGGACAAAAUCUGGUAAACUGGAUCGUGGAACAAGUGGUUGUCAUCGAGGAUAUCUGA